This is a messenger RNA of Anopheles coustani, 2625 nucleotides long. RefSeq lists its product as uncharacterized. NCBI's taxonomy places the organism in Eukaryota, Metazoa, Arthropoda, Insecta, Diptera, Culicidae. The transcript has a single exon. The coding region runs from base 1 to 2625 and encodes 874 amino acids. The record is from RefSeq and is a predicted model, not a curated record.
AUGCUUCUAAACCAAAGCCAACUUUUGGCAAGGCAGGGAGGAAGCAAGGAGUUACCACCGUUUUCUGGACGGCCCGAGGAAUGGGCCAUCUUCAUCGCAAGCUACGAAAGCUCGACGGACAUGUGUGGGUACACCGAUGAGGAAAAUAUGUUGAGGCUGCAAAAGGCGCUCAGCGGUAAGGCCCUUGAUGCGGUGCGAUCGCGGCUUCUGCAUCCUGCAAACUUGAAGAGUGUGAUCGAAACUCUACGGAUGCUGUUCGGACGACCCGAAAUUAUAAUCCACCAAAUCAUGCAGCGGAUCCGGAGGAUGCCUGCACCACGCCUGGAAAAUAUGGAUACGUUAGUGAAUUUCGGAGUAGCCGUGCAGGAUAUGUGCGCAACGAUCGACGCUGCUGGUGUACACGAGUAUUUGUGCGAUGCCACGCUCCUGUACGAACUCGCGGAAAAGUUGCCGGAUACGUUACGACUCGAUUGGGCGCGGCACCGACUCGUGCUGAAAUGGGUCACCUUAACAGAAUUUAGUACAUGGCUGAACGAGUUGGUACAUGCAGCAAGCCUGAUAUCGUUACCAUCCAUCAGUUUUCCUAAAACAGAACGAAGAGAUUAUGAACCCAGGAAAGAGAAAUCGCGCCAUUACCUGAACACGCACCGGAUGGAAGACCAGAGGGCAACGUCACCACCGCCGAACGCGACUUGUGUGCUGUGCAGCAGUAGCUGCAAUGGAUUGGCAACAUGCAAGCAGUUUCUCGACCUGCCACCACAAGAAAGAUGGAACACAAUUCGACAGCUCGGCCUGUGUCGGAAAUGUUUGACCGUGCACGAGACCAAGUGCCAUGUGACGCAACCAUGUGGGAAAAAUGGUUGUGGGUAUUUCCACAAUCCGCUUCUGCAUGACGACGCCAGAUACAGGGAUCCGAGAAGGCCUGCGUUAGAAUCCAUUCACACCCACUCGGUGAGCACAGCGUUGAGUAAUGUCCUGCUAAAAUAUGUGCCGAUCACCGUCUACGGCAGGAAGAAAGCGGUCCAUACGUUUGCCUUUUUAGAUAGCGGAUCGACCGGUACCUUCAUCGAGAAAAGCUUGUUUGAUGUGUUGGACCUGGAAGGAACGCCGCAUCCGUUAACCUUAAAAUGGACGGGAAACAUUACUAAGGAGGAGAAGGACUCUCAGAUGCUGUCCCUAAAGAUAGCAGCAGCGGAUGGAGCCAAAAUAUACGACAUUGCAAAGGCACAUACCCUUCAGCGCUUGUCGCUACCAGCACAAUCAGUAUGUGCAUCGGACUUGGCAUCCCGUUACGGCCAUUUGAAGGACAUUCCACUCCCAUCGUACAAGGAUGCCAGACCGCAGAUUAUCAUCGGCGUGGACAACGAACGUCUCGCCCAGCCACAGCGCUACGCAACGGGUGGAGAACUCGAGCCGAUUGCAGCACAGACAUCACUCGGAUGGAUUGUCUACGGAAAUCAUGUUGGCGGAUCUGCGACACGAGGAUCGGGCGAAGGCUCUCAUAGCUACGUCAUUUGUGCGAACAGCAUCAGAGACAAUGACGAAAUGGGAGCCAGUUGGACUGUUGAUAACGGUAGGAUGUCCGAGGAUAAGCAGCAGGAUCCUAGUAAGCAGGGUGAUCAGAGUCAGCAACAGCAUUUUCUGAGACCGGAUCAUUCAGGUCAGGGUAUUCAACCACAGCAGCAGCCGCAACAAUUGGAGCAGGAGUUCGAUCAGCGGACGCAGUGUCGGAAGCGACAUCGGCGGCCAGCGGUUCAACGGCGCCAGCGGCAGUGGCGGCAGGGUCGGAGAUUGGUGGAGCAGCUACGACAGCUGCAGGGACUACAACGGGAACGGGUUAAGCAUCAGCGGCAGUUGGCAAAUCAGCAAUUACUCACCGCUAAGAGCCAAUGCGAGCAGACACCUAAUGCGAACUCCGGCGUUGGCUGGUCAACUACGGCUGCAAACCGCAAGGAUAAAUGCGACAUCCGUUGGCUGCUCAGUUUCCUUGUACUGUUUUCGAUUAUCCUUGGCUGGUGGUGCCAGUUGGAAGGCUGGACGAAUGAACGAAGAAUCGUGAAUUAUGAUCUACACAUGAGGCUGGUAGUCGUCGACGAAAUCGAUAUGCGUUGGCGUGCUAGGACGAAAGAGAUGGUCCGUGAUGUAACGAGGUACAAGGUGCAGUUGACGAGAGUCGACGUGGCAUGGAAGGGUCAACCGCAUAUCUUCAACGAUAAGUUGUCUGGACCGUGUAUUGGAAACAACGUUGGAGUGUCUGCAUGCAGCAAGACACUUGUGAGUGUCAGACGAGAGCCGUACGGAUCCUGGAAGGGAAAGGACACAGGGUCAAUACAGAUACAGUAUAGCUGGCCAAACCUCGAUUGGAGUGAUAGCGAGCCAGGAGCGACGUACUUCAAGUCCGUGCAGUGUCAGCUGAUCGAGUCGGGCGAUACGAAGUCAAGUGCAGUGAGCGGAAAAUGUUUGGAGAGAUUGAUCAUCUCAGCUAAGAUGUUUCCGAUAGCAGUUACUAAUGUCACUACACUAAUAUCGCUUCACUUUCUCGUAGGUACGGCGAACGGAAAUCUACUUAGUGUUGGACACCAUAAGCCGGCGGGGCUUAUAAACAUCCCGACGGGUUCUUGUUGA